AUGGCGUCUACCGAGGGCCCGGAGCCCACCAACAUGCUCUCCGGGGAUAGUGGCCCAGGGACGGGACUGAAGGAUUUAGUUCCCCUCCCGACGAGCACACAUCCCGUCAGCGAUCCAGGGCGAAAAGAAGUAGCCAACACCCUCGCCGAUGGCCCGUCCCUCUCGCACGCCCUGGCCACAGAUGCCUAUGAGGUUCAAGAUGCCGCGCAGCAGGAUCACGAGAAGGAGGUUCUGGAUCUGGGAUGGAAUGAGAAAAAGCAGUACAUCGCUCAACCGCUGGUGGGACGGAUGGACAACGAGGAAUUAUGGCUUCUUAUCCGCCGGUUCAACAAGCAAAUGUACCACGUCAAGGCAGUCACCUAUCCGGUCCCGGGCGACCUAGACUUGAACAUCGCAGACGAGGAGGAGUUUUCACCGGACAAGCUACGAGCAACCAUCGAGAGGUUGUACAUGACCGUUAUCGUUGGGAUUCUUGCGGCUGUUAAGCACAUUGCCCGUCUCCGAUCAUGGCGAGAGACACAGAGAACCGCAUAUUUCUGCGCCGCAUACUUCACCGCGUGGCUAUUCGAUUUCAUUGUCCCGCUUCUCUGCGUCACUCUCAUUACACUCAUUGCAUAUCCACCUUCACGGACCCUCCUCUUCCCGCCGGCGCCGAUUGCACUGGUUGAUAGCAAGUCCGGCGGUGUUCAGAAACCAAAGGCCGGCGUCCUCGGCAGCCACGACAGUGCCACCGGGGCCCCGGAGAACCACAAGGGCGAGGCCGUAGAGCAAGAGGCCAGCAACUUCGUCAACGGCAUCGCGUCUGUGGCGCUGAGUAGUGCAACAGGUAAGCACCCUCAAGGCGACCCGGAGGCAGACGAGGAAGGGGCGCAAGAUGCGGUGCCAGAUCCUACUGCCAUUGCCGUCGGAGCAGCAGACGCCAAGGACAGGGCAGCAGGAGAGAAGACUGCCGCGAAACAUGACAAGACCAAGGUGCCCAUGGAAACUGCAAUGUGGACAAAGAUGAGACCAAUCAUGCACGGGAUCGCCGCGUUCACCGAUACCUGGGAACGGAUUGCAAAUGCUCUGUCGCCAACUCCCCCCUUUCCCGAGGACACUUACCGCCUGCGACUUGUUUCUCUGGUAAUGCCGCUUUUGGGGCUUUCCUUCUUCGUCACUUCAUACAUGUUUAUGAAGGGACUGACGCUUGCCGUCGGGUUCGGCUUCUUUGGCAACCCUGUCAUCUCUCGCGGACUCGACUGGCUCAACCGAACGAUUCCUAAUUGGCAGAAAUUGCUAGAGAUCAGAAACACCAUUCUCAAAGGCGUGCCAACCAAUGUCCAGCUCACAAUCACUCUCCUUCGACUAGCCGAGGCGAACAAAGCACCGCUUCCCCCACCCCCACGCGUCGACCAUGCACCACCAGAGAAGCCAGCCGAGCUGACCGACGAGCAUCUACGAGCCACGGGCGCCGAGCCACCCCUCAACGCCACAGACGCGGAACUGGACGAGGCAAUCCAUCACGAUCCCCAGACCGCCCACGAGACCGGCGGCGGCGACAUCGAUGCGUCGAAGAACGCAAAGCACGGCAAGCGCGCCAGCAAGAUCCUAGGCUUCUUCAAGGGCACGACCAAGGGGGCCGUCAAGGCCGCCAUCGGCACGGAUACGGCGCGGGCCAAGGCCGGCUCGCGCCCAGCCAAGGACCAUCUCGGCGUGGUGCCCCGUCGCGGCAGCGAUCUGACGUCCGGGCCGGUCGAGUUCAAGGCGCGAUACGGCGGUCGGAAGGGCCAUGUGUACAUCAGCACCAAGGCUACGAUCCCCAUGGUGGCGUUCAGCACCGACUCGACCAUUGAGAAGAUCGGCGAGCAGGAGCGGGAGGACUUGCAUGCACUGUGGAGUAUUGCGCUGGCGGAUAUCGUCGAGCUCAAGAAGUUUGGCGGGUAUGGGUGGAAGACGAAGCUGGUCGUUGGCUGGUCGCUGGGACGCGAGAUUGCCGAUGGACUGGAGAUCGUGGUGGCCAGUGGGGAGAGCUGGAGGAUCACAGCAUGCCCACUGAGAGACGAGCUGUUCAACCGGCUUGUGGCUAUGGGUGGGCAGAAAUGGGAAGCCUGGUGA
Phialemonium atrogriseum is the source of this 2094-nucleotide messenger RNA. RefSeq lists its product as uncharacterized. The coding region runs from base 1 to 2094 and encodes 697 amino acids. The transcript is spliced from 5 exons. The record is from RefSeq and is a predicted model, not a curated record. Lineage: Eukaryota; Fungi; Ascomycota; Sordariomycetes; Cephalothecales; Cephalothecaceae.